AUGGACUCGAAGAUCUGUGCGCUGGACGCUUGCAAUCCCACCAAUGGCGACGUAGGCAGCCCACCGAACGGCUCCGCCACCGCAAUGCAUAGCUCCGUAGCACCCUCCGUCGUUGCGUCCUUCGAGGCCAGCCUCGGCCGCCACCUCGCCAAAAUCGGCGUCGACGUCUUCUCCGUCCCCGGCGACUUCAACCUCACCCUCUUCGACCACCUCAUCGACGAGCCCGGCCUCAACCUCGUCGGCUACUGCAAUGAGCUCAACGCGGGGUAUGCCAUUGACGGCUACGCCCGCUGCUGCGGAGUCGGAGCCUGCAUCGUCAUUUUCACUUUCGGCGGUCUCAGCGUUCUCAACGCGAUCGCCAGAGCCUACAGCGAGAACCUGCCCCUUAUUUGA
Malania oleifera is the source of this 393-nucleotide messenger RNA. RefSeq names its product pyruvate decarboxylase 1-like. The record is from RefSeq and is a predicted model, not a curated record. Gene Ontology annotation, molecular function: carboxy-lyase activity; thiamine pyrophosphate binding. The transcript has a single exon. Lineage: Eukaryota; Viridiplantae; Streptophyta; Magnoliopsida; Santalales; Ximeniaceae. Bases 1 to 393 code for a protein of 130 amino acids.